Molecule: messenger RNA, 297 nt
Organism: Staurois parvus
Lineage: Eukaryota; Metazoa; Chordata; Amphibia; Anura; Ranidae
Source: the annotation of a GenBank genome assembly
UCAUCUGGCAAGACUGCGGGCAUCGGGUCGUCAAGCUCGACAGCGGGCACCGAGUCAUCUGGCAAGACUGCGGGCACCGAGUCAUCUGGCAAGACAGCGGCCACCGAGUCAUCUGGCAAGACAGCGGCCACCGAGCCAUCUGGCAAGACUGCGGGCACCGAGCCAUCUGGCAAGACUGCGGGCACCGAGCCAUCUGGCAAGACUGCGGGCAUCAGGUCGUCAGCAAAACAGCGGGCACCGAGUCAUCAGGCAUCAGGACGGCAGGCUGACCGGUUUGGAUACUGGCAGGAUGGUACU